Messenger RNA from Protobothrops mucrosquamatus (brown spotted pit viper), 1521 nucleotides. It is a transcript of the gene ALOX5, whose product is annotated as arachidonate 5-lipoxygenase. Gene Ontology annotation, cellular component: nuclear envelope. NCBI's taxonomy places the organism in Eukaryota, Metazoa, Chordata, Lepidosauria, Squamata, Viperidae. The record is from RefSeq and is a predicted model, not a curated record. Bases 46 to 1500 code for a protein of 484 amino acids. The transcript has 10 exons. Gene Ontology annotation, molecular function: arachidonate 5-lipoxygenase activity; protein binding; iron ion binding. Gene Ontology annotation, biological process: linoleic acid metabolic process; lipid oxidation.
UGAGAAUUUAUUAGGAAAGUGGAGUACUACUACUGAGCUGUAGUCAUGCCAUCCUAUUUAGUGACAGUGGCGACGGGAAAUCAGUGGUUCGCAGGCACCGACGACUAUAUCUACCUUACCUUGGUGGGCUUAGCCGGCACGAGCGAGAGACAUCUGCUUGACAAGCCGUUCUAUAAUGACUUCGAGCGCGGUGCUACUGAUACUUACGAUGUUACAGUGACAGAGGACUUGGGGGAGAUCCAACUGAUAAAAAUUGAAAAGCGGAAGUACUGGUUUCCUGAUGACUGGUACCUUAAAUAUAUCACUGUGAAAACACCAGUUGGUGAUUACCUGGAGUUUCCAUGUUACAGGUGGAUUACAGAUGAAAAAGAGGUGGUUUUACGAGAUGGUCGAGCCAAGCUUUUGGAUAAUGAGAAGACUCCAAUCCUUAAGCAUCUCAGACGUAAGGAAUUGGAAGAACGCCAGAAGUUGUAUAGAUGGGCAGAAUGGCAUCCAGGUUUUCCUUUGAACAUAGAUGCCAAAUCUCAUAAGGAAUUGCCUCGCAACAUCCAAUUUGACAGUGAAAAGGGAGUCGACUUUAUCUUGAAUUACACCAAAGCAAUGGAAAAUCUCUAUAUCAAUCGUUUCAUGCAUAUGUUCCAAUCCUCCUGGAGUGACUUCGCCGAUUUUGAGAAGAUCUUUGUCAAAAUAAGUAAUACAAUCUCUGAAUAUGUAAUGCAGCACUGGCAAGAAGAUUUUAUGUUUGGAUAUCAGUUUCUGAAUGGCUGCAAUCCUGUAUUAAUUAAAAAAUGCAUAGAACUACCAAACAAGUUCCCAGUGACCACAGAAAUGGUAGAAUACAGUUUGGAGAGAAAUCUAACUCUGGAGCAGGAAAUAAAGCAAGGAAAUAUUUUCAUUGUGGACUAUGAACUUCUAGAUGAUGUUGAAGUCAAUAAGACAGAUCCCUGCACAGUACAGUAUUUGGCUGCUCCUAUCUGUUUAUUGUAUAAGAAUUUAGAGAAUAAAAUUCUCCCUAUUGCAAUUCAGAUAAAUCAAGCUCCUGAACAAAGCAAUCCUAUUUUCCUUCCAUCUGAUGCUAAGUAUGAUUGGUUAUUAGCCAAAAUAUGGGUACGUUCUUCUGAUUUCCAUAUUCAUCAGACUGUGACUCAUCUGCUUCGGACUCACUUAAUUUCAGAAGUUUUUGCAGUGGCUAUGUUCCGACAAUUGCCUGCAGUCCAUCCUCUCUUUAAGCUCCUGAUACCUCAUGUACGGUUUACAAUAGCUAUAAACACCAAAGCUCGAGAGCAACUUAUCUGUGAAUAUGGACUUUUUGACAAGGCAAAUGCCACUGGAGGAGGUGGGCAUGUGCAAAUGGUCCAGCGAGCAAUGAAACAUCUUACCUACAGCUCUCUCUGCUUUCCUGAAGAAAUCAAAUCAAGACAUAUGGAAAGCAGUGAGGAUAUUCCAUACUACUACUAUCGGGAUGAUGGAGUUAAAGUAUGGAAUGCAAUCAAAAGGUAAAAAGUUGAAAUAAUAUCUGGU